AUGGAACCAAAUAUAUAUACAACUGACACAAGUAACGAAAAUGGUACAGCAAGCUUUUCUUCUGGGACAACACAAGUUAGUUUUGAAGUAAAUUGUUAUCAAGACACACCUAAAAAUUUAACACCAAACUUAAACUCACUAAAAAUGAAUAAUAAUAAUAAUAAUAGCAAUAGUAAUAUUAAUAGUAAUAGCCUCGCACCUCAAUCAAUUUACACAUCACCAACUAAAAGAGGGAGUAUACCUUCAUUAUCUCCAAUUGCAAAUUCAGAAGAAAGAGGUUUUGGUCAUCACCGAAGAACUCAUAGUAAUACAACAUACCCAGGUUCAAAUAGUAAUGAAAAUAUAAGUGGUUUAUCAAAAAGCAACAAUAAUAACAAUUUAAACGAUAAUCAACAAAAAGAUAUAUGCGAUGAUUUAAAACUAAAAAAUUUAAAUAUAAAUGGAGAUCCAAAUAAUAAUAAUACUAAUGAUAAUAUUAAAUCUACAACAACAACAAACAACAGACCAAAAACACCAGAAUCACCAGAACCACCUAAAAGUCAAGAAGAUGAACAUUCAGAAAAUGAAAAAGAUUCAGAUGUUGAAGAAUUUGUUAUCAUUCAAGAGUUUCAUCAACAAGACUAUCCAAUUUUAUAUGAUAGAUUUGGUUUUUUAGUUGACCAAGAUCAAAUUCAAAAUUAUUUAAUAUACAAAGAUAAAUUUCAUAGGGAAGAGCAAGUAAGAAGAGAUCAGUGGAAUGCAUUUUUAGAAAAAAAUCCAACUGCAUUACAAAAUUUAGUAGUUAAACAACCUCAUUAUAUAGAUUCAAGUUAUCCAGUAGCACAAAUAUCAGGAAGUACAGGAAUUAAAAGUUACAGACAGAAAAUUCCCAAACUCUUUAAAGAGCUAAUUAGGGGUGGUAUUCCCGAAGAAUAUAGGUCUAUAGUUUGGUUUAGAGCAAGUGGAGGAUAUGCCAGACUUUCAGAAAAUCCAGAUGAAUACGAUAGAAUUUUAAGAGAACAUAAAGGCCAGAAAUCAAUCAGUGUAAAACAAAUUAUGAUGGAUGUUGAUCGUACUUUUCCUGAUCACAAGUUUUUAAACACAAAAGAGAAAAUGGAAAGCUUAACCAAUGUUCUAGUAGCAUAUUCUUGGAGAAAUCCAAAUGUUGGUUAUUGUCAGUGUAUGAAUUUUAUAGCGGGAUUUUUAUUAAUAUUUAUGAGCGAGCCCGAAGCUUACUGGACCUUGGUCUCAAUUGUUGAAGAGUUGUUACCUACCGAAUAUUUUACAACCACUAUGAUGGACUCAUCCGUUGACGUUAGAUUUGUUUUUGACGAUUUACUCCAAAAGAAAAUUCCAAGAUUGCAUACACAUUUAACCUCCCACAAUUUAACCCUACCAUUAAUUAUCACACAAUGGUUCCUUUGUAUAAUGGCAACUACAACUCCUACCGAAACCUGUUUUAGAAUUUGGGAUGUAUUUUUUAGUGAAGGUUCAAAAGUUUUAUUCAGAGUAGCACUAUCAUUCUUUAAACUAAGUGAAGAAAAAAUAAUAUCAUGUUCAGACUAUGGCACUCUUUAUAAUUUAAUCAAGAAAAUACCAAGUGUAAUGUAUGAUGCAGAUUUAUUGCUAGAUGUUAGUUUCAAUAGAUUAGGCUCCUUCCCAAUGAAAUCAAUUAUUCAAAAAAGAAAAGAUAGUAAACAUAUUGUUGUUAACGAAUAUUUGGAAUUUCAAAAACAGAAAAAUGGAAAAUAA
Dictyostelium purpureum is the source of this 1731-nucleotide messenger RNA. RefSeq lists its product as uncharacterized. The record is from RefSeq and is a predicted model, not a curated record. Bases 1 to 1731 code for a protein of 576 amino acids. NCBI's taxonomy places the organism in Eukaryota, Evosea, Eumycetozoa, Dictyosteliales, Dictyosteliaceae. The transcript is spliced from 3 exons.